AUGGCCGCACGCAGCCCUGCACACGCCGCCGUCCUCGGAGCACUCAUCGGCGAUGCCGCUGCCAUCGGCUCGCAUUGGAUCUAUGGCGCUGGCAACGUGGCCGCACGCUUGGGGCCCUCGCCGGCCUUUGCCGCACCUGACAAGGCCAACUACGAGCCGCCGGCGUACUACGCCCACGGGACCAAGUCUGUGGGCGAGUCGACCCACCUCGGCCACGCUACCGUUGUUGCUCUCGCCGCUCUCGCCACCGCGCCGCCGUCGGCCCCUCUCGUCCCCGGCCCAGGCCCCUGGCGCGCAGCCUUCCUCGCUGCCUACGACUACGGCGGAGCCUGGGUCGGCUACAUCGACUCGGCCACCCGCGGGACCAUGGCCAACAUCAAGGCCGCCGUUGACUCUGCCGUGGUCGCCGCCGUUCCCGAUGCCGAUCCCGCGCAGGCCGCCGCCCUCGCCAAGGCCGCAAACAGCAUCGGCGGCGCUGCCGCGCUCAGCCUCGGCACGCCCGAGUACCUCCCGGCCCUCCGCAAGGCUCUGGCCGAUACCAAGGUCACAGCCCCAGGCGAUGAUGCCCUUGAGGCCUUUUCCACCGCCCUUGCUGCACCUAUCGGCGAUGGCAAUGACACUCAGACCAACGCGCUCUGCAAAGUCCUGCCGUACGUCCUUGCCGUCGACGCCGGCCUUGCCCGCGACGACGUCCUUGCGCUCGUCGCCGAUGCCAUCGCCGAGACUCAGAACAACUCCGUCUCGCAGCUCGCCAUCACCAACCUCUUCACUAUUCUGCUCGAUGUUGUCUCCGGUACUAGCAUUGCCGACGCCGUCGCUGCUGGCCUCGCCGGUCUUGACGCCGCGGUCGACGCCGGCACGCCGCAUGCCGCCGAGUACGCCAAGUACGCACACCUCGCUGUGACGCUCGCCGCUGACGGUGUCGACGACUGUGUCGCUGUUGCCGACGAGCACUUUGGCUCUGCCUGCCCGCUCGAGUUUACCCUUCCGUGCCUCUACCACGCGCUAUCGGUCGCUUCCGACUACCACGACGCCGUCAAUCGCGCCCUGCUUGUCGGCGGCGACUCGGCGGCCCGCACCGCGUAUCUAGGCGCACCUCACCUCGCAGCUCCAGGCAACGGCCGCUGA
Molecule: messenger RNA, 1128 nt
Organism: Thecamonas trahens ATCC 50062
Lineage: Eukaryota; Apusomonadida; Apusomonadidae
Product: ADP-ribosylation/Crystallin J1
Exons: 2
Coding region: 1-1128 (375 amino acids)
Source: RefSeq, a predicted model, not a curated record